Portunus trituberculatus (swimming crab) is the source of this 3431-nucleotide messenger RNA. RefSeq lists its product as uncharacterized. Gene Ontology annotation, molecular function: inositol-1,4,5-trisphosphate 3-kinase activity; inositol tetrakisphosphate kinase activity. Lineage: Eukaryota; Metazoa; Arthropoda; Malacostraca; Decapoda; Portunidae. Bases 1 to 3138 code for a protein of 1045 amino acids. Gene Ontology annotation, biological process: inositol phosphate biosynthetic process. The transcript is spliced from 9 exons. Gene Ontology annotation, cellular component: nucleus; cytoplasm. The record is from RefSeq and is a predicted model, not a curated record.
AUGAGGCGGGGCGGGGCAGGGCGUGUAUCCAGGGCCACCGCGGGGCGUGCUGGGGCGCAUCGGGGCCGUGAGCCGAGUCGCCAGGUCUGUGGCAGGCCGGCGCCACGUAAUCCCGCCGCUGGGGGAUUACCACCUAGCGCGCCCCGAUCACCCCGCUUCCACCUCCACCUGACGUCACUUGGGGUGCUGGGGGUGCUGGGAGUCAAGGGGAGAGAGUGGCAGGGCGGCGCCCAACAUGGGAGGCAUGAGGCUGCCGGCCACGCUCCAGACACCAACCUCAGCCGCGUGAGGAUGUCCCGCGCUGGCUGGCCACCCAGCGGGGCCGCGAGGCCCCCUGCCCUGCUGCCUCCACCCACCGCUGACUCCAUCGCCUACCGGCGGUACCUGCGCUACCUGCCGGAGUACCGCUCACGGCGGCGUGAAGAAGAGCCUCGAGGAGGCCAGAAGAGCGGCGACCAGCGUCAGGACGAGGAUGACGAUGAGGGAGAGGAGAAGAAGGAGGGUGGGGCGAGGAGUGUGGCGAGUGACAGGGAGGGAGGGGAUGGCGCUAUCUUGUCUCCGGAUGUAAGUGUAAGCUCUUUGGUGCGACAGUACACGAAUAUGCUCCAAGCUCGUAACAUAUCCACCGACGCGCCUUAUAAUUUUUCUCGUUCCUGCUCCAACCUCCUGACCCAGUGCCGCAGGCCUUCCGCGAGCCUCUCCGGAGGCACGCCGCCUGAGGGGGAACAGCCUCGCAAGGGCUCCCUUCACUGUCGUAGUGGCGCGCCGAACCAAGUCCGUUGUCGGUCCCUCUCGCUACCGUGGCCCAGCGAGUCGUCGUGGCGGUGGAGCAGCGAGCCCGGGUUGGCGUGCGAGGACCAACCCUCGGGGGUGGCGGUGGGUAACGCGGCUCCGCCCCAUGCUGCAUCACUGGCCAACCUCGACUCAGCCACAAGCGACGAGGGCUGCCCUGGGGACGACGUGUCCACCGGACCCUCCCCUCUAGCCUCGCCUGACUGCAGCGUUGCCCACCGGCUCUCGGGCCUCAUUACGCCCUUCCGCUCCCUCUCCCCUGCCUCCUCGGUAGGGUCUCACCUCGGCUCAGUGGAGGACCUGCCUCUCGUGCGCUCCAUGUCGGCAGGUCACGUGCUGGAUAGCUUCAGGCGUUCUCACUCUACCGACAGUGCCGUCGAGGUGGAGGACGAGGCCACGUCACCGAUGGGGUCACCACUAAACGAUGACCCUGGCGUGGCGGAGGACAGCUGUGAAGCCCCUGACGAACAUGGCGAGGGUGAGGAUGAGGCACCAGUGUUCUACGAGUGUUCUGGCACUACCAGUUGUGCCGCAGUGAAUGGUGACGGUGGCGGUAAGAGUGCCGAGCAUGGGGUGACGCUGCGCCGCAAAAGUGCCGACGCGAGGAAUGGCGGCUUGUCUGAACGGCGGCGGGGCGAAGUGAACGGCGAUGCUCUCCUUCGACUGGUGCGGGGCUGUGGGAUAGUGGGGUGCGGCCAGCGGCAGCAGGCGCGGCAGGGAGGAGUGUUGCGGACGCCCUCGGUGGUGAUCAGUGACUACAGCGGCGACACGGUGAGCCUCACGGUGGCGCUUGCUUCAAGUGACUUCUCUCUGUCGCACCUGGACGGCCUGCAGCACUCUGCCUCCUCUCCGAGCCUCAUCCCACCCUCGGACGACUUCUCCUCCAGGAAAGUGUCCAGCUGUUCCUCCUGUUCCUCCGUCAGCACCGUGGACUUCAGCACGCCGCUCACCCUCACGCCGCUGAUGCGCAGGACACAAUCCCCUGUCGAGGAAUCCAACAACCGAAUCUCCACUGGCUCCACCUACAGCUACCUCAGCAAUUCCGAGGACGAGGUGGAGCACGUGCUGACAAGACCACAGACACCCCGCAAGCCGUCCAACUGGCGCAAGGUUCGGAACAUCGUGCAGUGGACCCCGUUCAUUCAGACUUACAAGAAACAUAAAUAUCCCUGGGUGCAGCUCGCCGGCCAUCAAGGUAACUUCCGGGCGGGGAUGAAGCAGGGCACCAUUCUGAAGAAGCUGUGCCCGCCGGAGGAAAAGGCUCUGGAGGCGAUUAUGAAGGACGUGCUCCGCCCCUACGUGCCUCGAUACUCCGGUGUGGUGGAAGGCGCUGACGGAGAGAAGUACCUACAGAUGGAGGACCUUCUGAGUAGCUACUCCCUGCCCUGCGUCAUGGAUAUCAAGAUGGGUGUCAGGACAUACUUGGAGGACGAGCUGGCGAAGGCGAGAGAGAAGCCCAAACUUAGAAAGGACAUGUACGAGAAGAUGAUACAGAUUGACCCGAAGGCGCCAACGGAGGCAGAGAACCGGGCCAAGGCGGUCACCAAGCCAAGGUACAUGGUGUGGCGGGAGACCAUUUCCUCCACGGCCACGCUAGGGUUCCGCAUCGAGGGCGUGCGGCGCGGGGACGGCACCUCCAGUAAGGACUUCAAAACGACGCGCACCAGAGAGCAGGUCCUGGCGUGCCUCACCAGCUUCCUGCAGGGCUACCCACAUGUGGUGAGUCGGUACGUGCAGCAGCUCAAGUCGAUCAAGAUGACGUUAGAGGGUUCGUCGUUCUUCAAGACACACGAGCUCAUUGGCAGUUCUCUCUUGUUCGUGCACAACGACUCCUCGGCGCUCGUCCGCAUGAUCGACUUCGCCAAGACGGUGCCGCUGCCUCGCGGAGUGGCCAUCACGCACCGCAAUCCCUGGUCGGAGGGCACACAUGAGGACGGCUACCUGCUUGGCCUCGAGAACCUCAUAGACAUCUUCACUGCCCUCGAGAAAUUGUCGCCACAGACUCCCAACGGCACUGUUACCCCCACCAAGCCCGUCAAUGCAGCCACCGACACCCCCGCCCCUGCCUCACCCCCACACCCAUCCCCAGCUACACCCCCUACACCAGUCCCAGCCCCAGCCUCCCAGCAGCUCCUUGACGGCGGCGGUGACGAGGUGAAGGUAGUGACGGCCGAACUCAAACCUCUGACUAUAUCUAGUGCUUCCACCACCACCACCACCGCCUCCUCAUCAACCUCCUCUUCCACCUCCGAGCAUCAUCACCGCCCCCACCACCAUCUCCACCAUUCCCCCGCCACUCCACCCAUUGCCCCAGUCCCCGCACCCACCCCUGCACCCCCCACCUAGAUCUGUGCUAUAGUACAAGCAUAGGACGUGAAGAAAAUGUACAAAACCUCAUUUUUUGUGUACACCUUUUUUUUAUAAAUCAAUAUAUACAUAAUGUAUUUAGUACAUAACAUGGCAUGGUAUGUGUGUGUGUGUGUGUGUGUGUGUGUGUGUGUGUGUGUGUGUGUGUGUGUGUGUGUGUGUGUGUGUGUCUGUGCGUGUGCGUGUGAGUGUGCGUGCGUUCAAGCGUAAGCCUAGACUAGAUGUAUAGAUACUAUGAGAGAGAGAGAGAGAGAGAGAGAGAGAGAGAGAGA